ACCUCAAAUAACCAGGGUUUUUAUAAAUUUCUCUUCAUCUUUUUCUUAUGUAUAGUAUUUUUGUUUAUUUGAUUACUUGUUUGGAAAAAAAAACCCACAUUUUGAGCCAGCUGUGGGGGCAAGUGCCUGUAUUACCAGCUACUGGGGAGAUUGAGACAGGAAGAUGGCUUGAGCCCAGGAGUUCGAGGCUGUGGUGAGCUAUGAUGAUGCCACUGCACUCUAGCCUGUGACAGGGAAGACUCAGGGCGGAGCAAGUUUGGCUGGGAAGAUUAAAAAGUGAAUUUUGGACUUGUUAACUCUGGGAUGACUAUUACAUAUCUAUGUGGAGCUGCUGGGUACGCAGUUAACACUGUAAGUGUGGAACUCGGGAGAGAUUGGAGGUGGAGUUGUCAAUUUGGGUAUUGAGUAUUAUCAAGCUAGGUAAGGAUGGAAAUGAGACUGUGCAUGUCCAUUGCUUUCUAUUUAAUUUACCAUAUGUUUUUUCAUAUCACUCUUCAACAUGAGGGGUGAAGAGUCAGUGGUUCAUACAGCCUGGUGGGAUCAAAGCCAGGGACCAGAGGAAAUUUCCAGUUUUAAACACCCAGGUGAUUCUCAUGCAGGUGGCACAGGGACCAUUCUUUGAAAAGCACUACUGAAGACACCUCCUUUUUUCUUCUUUCAUCUUUGACAAGUCAUGCUUCUGAUGGCUGCUCUUUUUCUAAAUAGGUUAACUCUACAAACCAUAAAGACUGAAAGUAAUUGCAUUAGAAGAUGUUUUGGUAAACACAUUGUGCAAAAGUCAGCACCAGCACAGUUGUUCCCUACUGCUUCUCCCCCAAGGCUGUCCUUCCUAAUUCAUACAAAGGCUUUUAGCACCGUCCAAGACAUCCAGGAUGAGAGAAAAAAGAAAAAAAAGGAUGGAACCACUUUUAGUAACACUGGAAGAAAAAUUAGUGAGCGAAUUAUUCACGUACUUGAUGAGAAGGGCAAUGAUUUGGGAAACAUGCACCGAGCAGAUGUGAUUAGACUCAUGGAUGAGCGAGACCUGAGACUGGUGCAAAGGAAUCCCAGCGCGGAGCCCCCGGAGUACCAGCUCAUGACAGGAGUACAGAUUCACGAAGAGCGACUGCGGCUGAGAGAGAGGGAGAAGGCUAGACCGAAAAUUGGACCAACCCUGACAAAGGAGCUAACUUUUUCUUCAAACAUCGGACAACAUGAUUUGGACACAAAGAGUAAACAAAUUCGGCAGUGGAUUGAGAAAAAAUACAAAGUUCAAAUUACUAUAAAGAAAGGGAAAAAUGCAGAUGAGCCAGAAAAUAAAAUGGAGGAGAUAUUUAAUCAAAUACUCCAGGCUAUGCCUGGAAUGGCUACCUUCUCAUCCAAGCCACAACCGAUCAGAGGAGGAAAAGCGUUAAUGUGUGUUCUUCGUCCUUUAACCACAAAGGAAGAGAACGAAUAUACAGAAACUCAAGAAACCCAGAAAAAAGACACUUUGAACAAAGGAAAUGGAAAUGAUAAAGAAUCAAAUGUUGUACAACUGUGAUUUUAAUAAAGAAAAAUAUGCUUCUGAGAGAA
Lemur catta (Ring-tailed lemur) is the source of this 1554-nucleotide messenger RNA. It is a transcript of the gene MTIF3, whose product is annotated as mitochondrial translational initiation factor 3. Gene Ontology annotation, cellular component: mitochondrion. NCBI's taxonomy places the organism in Eukaryota, Metazoa, Chordata, Mammalia, Primates, Lemuridae. The coding region runs from base 674 to 1522 and encodes 282 amino acids. The transcript is spliced from 4 exons. Gene Ontology annotation, molecular function: ribosome binding; translation initiation factor activity. Gene Ontology annotation, biological process: mitochondrial translational initiation; ribosome disassembly. The record is from RefSeq and is a predicted model, not a curated record.